AUGGUCAAAGACCAGGAAGCAGUCGUCGAUCAUAUCGACCACCAAGAAAGUUCCAAAGGGGGGGUUUUUCAAAGCCAUCCUGACAAGUUUGGGUCUGCUGCUAAAGUUGAUCCCAAAGAAAUCGCCUUGGUUCGGAAAUUGGACACCUAUCUCAUGCCCAUUUUAUGGUUGAUGUACUUCCUGAACUUCCUUGACCGAAAUGCAAUUGUGAACGGCAAGCUCAAUAACCUGGACAACGAUCUCAACAUGAAAGGAUCCGAGUACAACACCUGCGUCAGCGUCUUCUUCGUUGGUUACAUCACGGGACAAGUUCCGUCGAACAUGCUGGUGACGCGCGUCAAGCCUGCAUACUACAUGUCCGGCUGGAUGAUGGCUUGGGCUAUUGUAUCAACUCUUAUUUGUGUUGUGAAGGACUAUCAUGGAAUGCUUGCACUGGUGCUUGGUCUCACUGAAGCACCUUUCUACUCGGGCGCUUGCUACCUCGUAAGCUUAUUUUACACGCGGAAAGAGGUUGCAACGCGACUCGCUGUAUUCUACACGGGCAACUUGCUUGCGAGCUCAUUCUCCGGUCUUAUUGCCGCUGGCGUCUUCGCCGGUCUAGACGGACGGCAUGGCAUGGCUGGGUGGAGAUGGCUGUUCCUGAUACAAGGUGUCGUCACAAUUGGUGUUGCCGUGGUGGCUUUCUUCGUACUUCCCAAUGCCCCGCUCCAGACGCGAUGGCUCACUCAAGAAGAACGCGAGAUGGCUCAUUCGCGGGUUGCAAAGGACACGACAGAAAAACGACAGGGAACCAGCAUUUGGUCUGGUCUCUGGGAUGCCGUCACGGAUUAUCGCACCUGGGUCUUCGCUCUUAUGGGAAAUCUCCACCUCUCGGCAAACAACUUCAAGAACUACUUGCCGACAGCUGUCAAGUCACUUGGCUUCAGUACCACGACGACGCUGGUACUCACCUGUCCACCGUAUCUCAUAGGAGGAGCGACGUCCGUUCUGGUGUCAUGGUCCUCAGGAAGGUUCAACGAACGUACCUGGCACAUCACAGGUUCCAAGGCAGUCGCGAUCGUCGGCUUCGCAGUAGCAACGAGUACAAUACACAUUGGCGCACGCUACUUCGCCAUGGUUCUGUUUGUGGCGGCUACGUAUGGAGUGAACAACAUUAAUGUCGCGUGGACGUCAGCAACGGUCGGCCAGACUGACGAAAAGAAAGCUGCCGCAAUCGCCAUUGUCAAUACGUUUGGCAAUCUGUCUUUUGUCUACACCCCUUAUCUAUGGCCGGAUAGUGAUAGCCCCCUUUUCCGUAGAGCCAUGGUCGCCAGCAUCACCUUCUCCCUGGGUGUGGUCUUAACUGCAUGGACUAUGAAGUUCGUCUUGAAACGCGCUAAUAGGGAGAUCAGAAGCACACAAGAUGAAUCGAUCAAUUUAUACGCAUACUAG
Molecule: messenger RNA, 1431 nt
Organism: Colletotrichum acutatum
Lineage: Eukaryota; Fungi; Ascomycota; Sordariomycetes; Glomerellales; Glomerellaceae
Product: putative MFS transporter
Exons: 6
Coding region: 1-1431 (476 amino acids)
Biological process (GO): transmembrane transport
Cellular component (GO): membrane
Molecular function (GO): transmembrane transporter activity
Source: RefSeq, a predicted model, not a curated record